Messenger RNA from Thamnophis elegans (Western terrestrial garter snake), 4442 nucleotides. RefSeq names its product solute carrier family 25 member 19 (gene SLC25A19). Gene Ontology annotation, molecular function: thiamine transmembrane transporter activity. Gene Ontology annotation, cellular component: mitochondrial inner membrane. Gene Ontology annotation, biological process: thiamine pyrophosphate transmembrane transport. The coding region runs from base 660 to 1634 and encodes 324 amino acids. The transcript is spliced from 7 exons. NCBI's taxonomy places the organism in Eukaryota, Metazoa, Chordata, Lepidosauria, Squamata, Natricidae. The record is from RefSeq and is a predicted model, not a curated record.
CAACUAUCACAUAUGUGCGAGGGGAACCUUUACCCUUACCUUUAUGUGGAGUGGGGGCAGGGAAAAGGCGUCUUCAAAAAGUUGCUCAUACUGCCAAGCCUUAAUAAAAAGCGCACAAGAAACAGGGAAUUUUACACACCUCCCUUCUUUCUCAUCCCUGCAACUAGAACAUCGGAAAGGUUUGCUUUCCAGAGAAAUUGAGACUUUUUUUACCGAAGAUCGUCGACGAGAAUAAAUGACCGGGGAGUGGCGUCCAGCAGGAUCUGUAUUUUAGUUCUUCUCCGGGUUGUGCGGUUUCUUUGGCUAUUUUUAAAGAAAGCUAUCCCAGUCCACUUAAAAUGCGUCCACCUGUGCCCGUUCAUCAGAGCCUUUUUAAAAGAAAAACCUUCGCUUCCCCCUUUUCUCCCGCCUCCCUCCUCAGGCGUCACAGCAUCGCAGACUACAUUUCCCAGAGAGCCCGGCGGCUGCCAUGCAAAGCGAGAGCCGCGUGAGGUCGUCCUUCAAGACCUGCCGCCAGGUCCUCGGGCGGAGCCGACUUGAAUCCUCGCCAAGCGUCCGAUUGGUCGCCGCGUUCCCUUUGCCGUGGGAAGCCGUGCUCUGGUGUUGGUGCCCGCAGGGGAACUCGUGCAUGGAGAGCAAGGUCCGUAAACCUGGUAGGGAUGGUUGGCUAUGAUCCGGAUUCCGAGUGUAGCUCCCUGUCGACUCUGAAGGUAGCAGCGGCAGGAUCCGCUUCCGGAUUGGUCACUCGGGCAAUGAUCGGCCCUUUUGAUGUGCUGAAGAUUCGAUUUCAGCUUCAGAUAGAGCAGCUUUCCUCCAAAAAUCCACAUGCGAAGUAUCAUGGUAUCUGGCAGGCUGCUGGUAAAAUUUUUCAGGAGGAAGGGGUCACUGCAUUUUGGAAAGGUCAUGUCCCCGCUCAACUUCUUUCCAUCACAUAUGGGGCUGUGCAGUUUGUCAGCUUUGAAUUUCUGACAAAGCUGGUGCACCAUGGCACAACUUACGAUGCCCGUGAUUUCACUGUACACUUUAUCUGUGGUGGACUGUCUGCUUGUGCUGCUACUAUGACAGUUCAGCCCCUUGACACGUUGCGCACACGCUUGGCUGCCCAAGGAGAACCGAAGAUUUACAGGAACCUUCGCCACGCUGUGGUCAGCAUGUACCAGAAGGAAGGGCUGCUGACUUUCUAUAGGGGACUGACCCCAACCAUUAUUGCCAUUGUUCCUUAUGCCGGCUUCCAGUUUUCCUUCUACAGUCUCCUGAAGAGGGUGUACAACUGGAUUGCUCCAAGAGAAGAGAUGAAGAAAGGUAAUAUUAAAAACUUAGUGUGCGGCAGCUGUGCUGGUGUCCUCAGCAAAACCCUGACCUAUCCCUUUGACUUGUUCAAGAAGCGGCUGCAAGUGGGUGGCUUUGAACAAGCCAGGGCGGCCUUUGGGCAGGUUCGAACAUACACUAGCAUCAUGGACUGUGCCCGACAGAUAAUCAUCGAUGAGGGACCCAGGGGAUUCUUCAAGGGCCUCUCCCCAAGCUUGCUGAAGGCUGCUUUCUCCACAGGCUUCACCUUUUUCUGGUAUGAGCUCUUUUGCAAUCUUCUGCUAACAAUGCAAAACUCCGGUGGUUCCAAGAAGCAAGAAGGCUAAUGUAAGCAAGGGUUGCUGCCUGCCUCCAGUGGAUGUUCUUGGAGUGUAAUUCUGGCAGCUGCAGUCAUCAUUGUCGGAGACUGAAGAGUGAGGCAUGGCAUAUGGGAUUGGAGAGUCGAGACAAGUGACUCUUUGGCCAAGCCCACAAUGCACAUCGCUUGUUGGUUUGGUUCAAAACAGAAACGGUGGCUCACCCCAACACUUGCUCAGGUUGUCUCGUUAGUCUGCAGCUGCUGCAUUUGUGAGUCUUGAUGAGGUUCAUCAUCAAGGCCUCUGAAGAUCUUUGUUGCAAAGGUGUAAGGUGUGUCUACUUUUUCUAUUGUUUCACAACAGAGAGUUUGAAUCAGACCCCAGUUCACAUAUCAAAAAAACCCUUUUGUGACCCUGGAAACUUGGUACCCUUAAACCGAACCAUAUAUUGAUACUGGAUGGUCAGACUCCUCCAGCAUGGGCAAUUUGCAAAGUCUGUGAUAAGCUGGAGGUCCUGGCAUUCAGUAGUGCCAAUGGGACAUUUGCUUAAUAGACAAAUACCUGCCUUGGCCAUUCAGCCCGGCAGUAAAAAUGCAAUAGCUGUUUUGUCAGGUGAUUCCCCCAAUCCCUUGUCUCUUGGCCGAGGUUCUUGCAGGCCUUGUGAUUUUGCAGUGUUUCAUUAAUGAGUCUCUGGAAAUUAUCUGUUGCCAAAAACCUAAAGAAAGUAGAGGAAGCUCUGCAUGUAUAGCUUUCCCUUCUCUGUUAGCAGGGCAAUUAGUGUUCAUGAUUCCUCUUGCCCUGCUCAUGCAUAAAUAUAUUUUGCCACUACUCCAAAUUAAAAAUAGAGGGCAAGCAUAUAAGGGACCUUUAAAUUAAGACACUUAUAGUUUUGCACUAUCGACUUCUCCCUUCUUCCUAAAACACACAUGCUGGAUCUAAAUUCUUAAGAAGUUUUCAUUUUAAAUUCUUCCAUUUUGAAUCAAAGUGAUGAAAAAAAUAGUGUUGACUAUACAGGUCAGUUUCAUUUUGUGAUAGGAUACAUCUUUUAAAUUAUUGUAAUGAUUUUCUUAAACAAUGUUAUCCCCUGAUGUUAUCCCCCCCCCCUGCCAAAAAAGCCCUUUAAUAACAAAGGAUAAUUUUUUUCAGCAAACUCUUUAACAUUUAGUGAAAAAGGAGUUGAAGAAGACCAUUUACCUGGCUGAAUUUGGCCAAUUUUAUAUAUGAUGAAAGCUAUAAAGGAAAUUAAUCGAUUGAUGCGAUCUUGUCGAAGUUUACUCAGAAAUAAAUUCCACUAUGCACAUUUAGAAUUGCAGCCUUUACUUUCCAAGUAUUGAUAGAUUUCUCAUUUCCUGGUACAUACUCUGUAUUUUCAUUAAAAAGUUCACAGCAAUUGAGUAAGUAAAUUUGCUUUAAGGCGUUGUUCUCCCAAGUUGAAUAUUCUUGGACAAAUUCAGUUUUGCUUGAUAUAAAAUAUAUGAGUUGUCAUAGUCCCAGUUUCACACACAGGAAGAUUCUUUCCCCAUUUUUUAUGCACUUAUCUGUAAAAUGUAAAUGUUAAAAGCAUAAAAAUAAUGUAUAUUUAUUUAUUUAGAUAUUUUUUGUACUCUAUAACCUUUGCAUGGUAUCUCGGGAAAAAGCAACCUGACAGGAUAAGAAGAGUUGGGAAAUCACCAAUUUUCUUACAACAAUGAAAUUGAUUUCCACUCCAUGACCUCCUUUCAGCAUAAGACAAUCCACAUUCAGAUAUAGUACUAAGUUGAAGGUACUGUAGUAAUACACAAGAACACUCCAGUUUGAUAUAUACCUGAUAGAUAUAUAAGCAAAGCUUCUGAAAAGAGAGAGGUUUAAAAAAAUAGAUUUGUUUCCAGCAGUAUCUGCAAAUUAUUUUUAUAAAACUUCCAGUACUGGCAGGAUGGAUUUUAAUUCUUUUGGUAUCAAACCAUGCUGAAUCAGUAGGAUCAGAACCGUUGAUGUUUGGAAGCACAGAGACAGCAAACAGGAAAGUUUCAAGUUAUUUUCUUUUGCUUACCUACUGGGUCAGGUUGUUCCCUGUACUCUUAUCUGUAUUUAUUUUCAUAAGAGCUGUGAAAGUCACAUUCCAGCUACAUUGCACACCAUUGGAACAGCCCUGAUUUGUGCAAACUUUGCUUUAUGUACCCUAAGAACAAAGGUUGCUUGUAUCUCUCUGAAAUGUUUGUUUUGGACAGGUGGGUUCUCUUCCCAAAGUGUUCAUAGGCCUUUCCUUCUUUUGUUGUCUAAGAUUGGAAUUGCUGAUUCAGAUUCUUUCUAAAGUGCACUUGGGAAGGAUUGGCUCCUUUAUCAAAAGGCAAACAACAGGUUCACCAGAAGCGCAGCAACAACUGUCCUUGACAUGUUUUUUAUUUAUUAUUUCAUUUAUCAAAUUUUGAAGCCAUUGGCUCCUUAAUGAAUCUGGAUAGAUUGCAGACAAAAGACAAUAAAUAUGAAUAAGAACACUACUGACUAGACCAGUGUUUCUCAACCUUGAUAACUUUAAAAUGGGUGAACUUCAACUCCCAUAAUCCCCCAGCCAGCUUUCUCCCAGAAUUUCCCUGCCCCAGCAUGGUGGUUGAAUAAUUAUGGGAAUUGAAGUCCACCCAUCUUAAAAUUGUCAAGCAGGCAAGCAUGAAGUCACAGCCUUCCAAAGAAAGAAGGAGCACUUCACAUUUGUAGUCUCCAAAUAUAAGCUGGGUCACUUAUCUUUCAGUUCUCCUCUAUCCUUUAGUGCCUCCUUCAAUCUGCUUCCUCAAAUAUGUUAAUUUGAAGAUAUUGUGCCUUAUGACGGUGCCAAAAUCAGUGUAUACUUUAAUACUUCAGUGU